AUGCCCAACCCUGCUAACUGGGCACAGCUCCAGCGAACAAUUGCGGGCACACGGCAUGCUCAGUUUGUGCGCCAUCUCGUCAAGAGCUUUGAUUUACUAUUCUUUGUACAUGUCAUUAUCAUUUACCUCCAUGACAUCUCGACGUUCAGCUUCCUGCUGCGAGCCCUCGUCCAAAUGGUCUUCUUAUCACCUCACUUGCUCAAAGUCCGAAUUCCUCCCCAGCUAAACCACCGCCCUAUAAUCGGGUUCGUGAUUGCUACAAACGCAUAUUGUAUCCUUCGCCAUGCAUUCCACUCUUUCCCCCAUCCAGUCUACGCCACACCAACCACGUUUGGUGCUGCGUCUUCUUCAUCUUUUUCCUCUGCAUCUACUAACGGCUCUCCAUCAUACACUGUCCAUCAGUCGCCACGAAACAUUCUGCACGGCGGGCUUACGAUUGAGUUUGUAGGCGCGCCACCGUUUGCCUCUGCGUGGCCGUUUCUCGUCCUGGACACGUGCGUGCUUGCACUUCAGCUCAUUGUGUAUGCGCUCAACUUUGCAGAAAAGGACAGUGACGAAAAUGGUGGCGGAAAUGACCAGCAACCUAGACAAUCCAACACAGAGGAAGAAGAAGAAGAAGAAAAUAGCCAGAUUGAUAAUGAUAGAGAAGGCUAUGAACAGGUACAAGAAACAGCAAGAAUCCUAAGAGAAGAAUUACAGCAUGGAAUAGAUACAGACUCAGGUGUGCGCGAUGCAGGUGAAGGUCCCAGUUCUGCAAGACCUAACAUUACCACACAACACUCUCCAACGUCCAGGUUAUCACCUCCGGCGUCAUUACCCCUGCGGCCGUCGUCCAGCUCAUCAUCGGGACCUAGGCCUGGAGACAACAUUUACGAGUCGUACUCGGGGAACCUGAACGUGCGUAACAUUGAGGUAUUUCAUACAAUUGCACGAUCAUGGACGUCGCAUGAACGGUACUGGGAGGCACAUGGGGGCCGGCCAGCGCCUCUGACGCAAACACAGCAGCAGCGGAGGCAGCGACGACGACGACGACGACGACGGCAGGCAGGUGGAGAUCUGGAACGCGGCAGCGCGGAAGAGUCUGAAGAUGAAGAAGAAGGAGAAGGAGAAGAGGCGAACGGAGAUAACACAAGUGGUCGUGCGCAGAGACGGCGGGCAAGACAAGAGAUUGAACGCACGCUACGGUUCAUGCAGGAAAGUGUGGCUGCGCUGGAGGGCCGUGCCGAGCGGCGUAGUGGCAACGGGUCUGAGCGAGGCAGUGGGAGCGGGACGUCAGCAGUUUCACGGGAAGAGCUUGCACGGAUUGCGGAAGUUUUACGGGCUGAAGGGUGGGGACAACCAUCUGUAGAUGGUGAGGGCCAGGUAUUGGACGAAAGCGGGUUCGACAGUAGUAGUAGCAACAGCGGGAGUGAGGAAGAUGAUGGAGAUGGACGGGCGGCGGUGACGUACGGUUCAACAGGAGAAACGGUGGCAGGGCAGAGUGGGAUGUGGGGGUCGGACGAAAGUGAUGAUGAUUUGUAUGCACCAAGGCAGGCAAGCGAGAGUGACUCGGUGUCGGUGUCGGUGUCUGAUAGCAGUAGCAGUGACGAGGACCAGUCGGGGACUGGGGGACAUGGAUCUGAGAACAAUGUGUUGAGUUCGUUUAUGAAUUCUGUUAUUCCGUAA
Molecule: messenger RNA, 1665 nt
Organism: Magnusiomyces paraingens
Lineage: Eukaryota; Fungi; Ascomycota; Dipodascomycetes; Dipodascales; Dipodascaceae
Exons: 3
Coding region: 1-1665 (554 amino acids)
Biological process (GO): SREBP signaling pathway; protein processing
Cellular component (GO): Dsc E3 ubiquitin ligase complex
Source: RefSeq, a predicted model, not a curated record